GCUGGAUACCCAACAAAGUGGCCUGGACGUGGACCCGUGUAGUGUGGGGAGGGACGGACCGGUCGCUGCUUUCACUGCCGGCACCCCCAACCUCCUGCCCCAGUCAGCGUGCUCAGAGUUCUGUCUCCUGCUGGCAGCUCCCGCUCCCUCCUCUGCACGAGCUGCUGAGUGGAUUCAUUGGCUCAGGACUUCUCUGAGCAGCACCGACAACUGCUUCUGCUGCUGAGCCCAUCUGAGCAGCUCCCUCAUCCUUCAGGGCAGGAACCACUCACUGAAACCUCAGCCUUCUGGCUGGGCACCAAGGACCCGUGCCCACCAAUGCGACCCGGCCUUCAGAGAGUCAGGCCCACAGAGCAUGCCCAUGUGGGCCGGCGGAGUGGGGAGCCCUCGGCGGGGCAUGGCCCCUGCACCCACAGAUGACCUCUUUGCCCGGAAGCUGCGCCAACCCUCCCGACCUCCACUGACACCACAUACCUUUGAGCCAAGGCCAGCUCGGGGCCCACUCUUGCGCAGUGGCAGUGAUGCUGGCGAAGUUCGGCCCCCUACACCAGCCAGCCCCCGUGCCCGUGCCCACAGCCAUGAGGAUGCCAGCCGCCCUGUUGCAACCCCCACUCGGCUCUUCACUGACCCUCUAGCACUUCUGGGGUUGCCAGCUGAGGAGCCAGAACCUACCUUCCCACCAGUACUGGAACCCCGAUGGUUUGCCCACUAUGAUGUGCAGAGCUUGCUCUUUGACUGGGCUCCACGACCUCGCGGGACGGGGAGCCAUACAGAGGCCAGCUCUGGGACCCUGGCCUUAGCUGAGGACCAGACUGCCACCUCAGAUCUACUGCUUGGGGCACCUGGCUUUGUGAGCGAGCUUGGCGGUGAGGGUGAGCUAGGGCUGGGUGGACCGGCGCCCCCACCUGUGCCCCCUGCCCUGCCUAAUGCGGCUGUGUCGGUCUUGGAAGAGCCACAGACCCGAACCACAGCUUACAGCCUGGAGCACGCAGACCUGGGUGCGGGUUACUACCGGAAGUACUUCUAUGGCAAAGAACACCAGAACUUCUUUGGGCUGGAUGAGGCGCUGGGUCCCGUGGCAGUGAGCCUGCGACAGGAGGAGAGAGAGGGCAGCGGAGGGGGCACCCUACACACCUACCGGGUCAUCGUACGGACCACGCAGCUCCGGACCCUCCGUGGCACCAUCUCGGAGGACGCAUUGCCCCCUGGUCCCCCAAGGGGCCUAUCCCCGAAGAAGCUUCUGGAACACGUGGCUCCACGGCUGAGCCCGACCUGCCUGCGCCUAGGUUCAGCUUCUCCCAAGGUGCCCCGCACGCUGCUUACUCUAGAUGAGCAAGUGCUGAGCUUCCAACGCAAGGUGGGCAUCCUGUACUGCCGGGCCGGCCAGGGCUCUGAGGAAGAGAUGUACAACAACCAGGAGGCAGGGGCAGCCUUCAUGCAGUUCCUCACCUUGCUGGGUGACGUGGUGCGGCUCAAAGGCUUUGAAAGUUACCGAGCCCAGCUGGAUACCAAAACGGAUUCCACGGGCACACACUCGCUCUACACCACCUACCAAGACCAUGAGAUCAUGUUCCACGUGUCCACGAUGCUGCCUUACACGCCUAAUAACCAGCAACAGCUCCUGAGGAAGCGUCAUAUCGGCAAUGAUAUUGUGACCAUCGUGUUCCAGGAACCGGGUAGCAAACCCUUCUGUCCCACAACUAUCCGCUCGCACUUCCAGCACGUGUUCUUAGUGGUGCGCGCACAUGCUCCCUGCACUCCACACACUUCCUACAGGGUGGCAGUGAGCCGCACCCAGGACACUCCUGCCUUCGGGCCAGCACUGCCACGUGGUGGAGGCCCCUUCGCAGCCAAUGCCGAUUUCCGGGCCUUUCUGUUGGCCAAGGCACUCAAUGGGGAGCAAGCGGCCGGCCACGCACGCCAGUUCCACGCCAUGGCCACACGCACACGCCAACAGUACCUGCAAGACCUGGCUACCAACGAAGUGACCACUACAUCGCUGGACUCCGCGUCGCGGUUCGGCCUGCCAUCUCUGGGCGGCAGGCGCCGGGCCACCCCUCGGGGUUCAGGCUCUGAGCUGCAGGCGGCCGGCGCUCUGAUGUGGAGCGUGCGCGCGGCUCCGGGGGCGCGGGUCGCGGCGGGAGCGGAGACGGGCGGUCCGGAGGGCGCCGAGGUGCCUUGCUUGUUGGGCAUCUCGGCAGAGACGCUGGUGCUGGUGGCACCGCGCGACGGCCGUGUCGUCUUUAACUGUGCCUGUCGCGACGUGUUGGCCUGGACCUUCUCGGAGCACCAGCUAGAUCUGUACCACGGGCGCGGGGAGGCGAUCACGCUGCGGCUCGACGGAGCCCCGGGGCAAGCGGUGGGCGAAGUUGUGGCACGUCUGCAGCUGGUGAGCCGCGGCUGUGAGACCAGAGAACUGGCCCUGCCCAGAGACGGCCAAGGUCGCCUGGGCUUCGAGGUGGAUGCAGAGGGCUUUAUCACACACGUGGAGCGCUUCACGUUCGCGGAGACCACGGGGCUUCGGCCCGGAGCACGCCUGCUGCGAGUGUGUGGCCACACGCUGCCCAAGCUGGGUCCAGAAGCUGCCGCCCAGAUGCUGCGCUCCGCGCCCAAGGUCUGCGUCACCGUCCUGCCCCCAGACGAGAGCGGCCGGCCGCGAAGGAGCUUUUCAGAGCUGUACACGCUGUCACUGAAGGAACCCAGCCGCCGUGGGGCCCCACAGCCAGUACAGGAGGAGGCCAUCAAGGUGGCCCUGCUGCCCACCACAAAGCAGCUGCUGCAUUUUUGCCUACAAGACAGCAGAGGUCCUCCUCCGGGGCCUGGGGAUCUGACUGAAGAGAGAACGGAGUUCCUACACAGCCACAACUCCCUGUCACCCCGCAGCUCCCUGUCAGAUGAGGCUCCAGUUCUGCCUAACACCACCCCAGACCUCCUCCUUGUCACCACUGCCAACCCAUCAGUGCCUGGUACUGGCAGAGAGACCCCUCCCUCCCAGGACCAGUCAGGCAGCCCCAGUAGCCAGGAGGACCCCGGUGACUCAGCACCUGAACUGAGGGCCUCCAUCCUGCCCAGAACCUUGUCUCUGCGGAAUUCCAUCAGUAAAAUCAUGUCGGAAGCUGGCAGUGAGGCCCUGGAGGAGGAGUGGCGGUCCAUCUCAGAGAUUGCCUCCACUUGCAACACAAUUCUGGAGUCACUGUCCCGAGAGGGACAGCCCAUCCCAGAGAGCAGAGACCCCAAAGGAGCUCCAAAGUAUGAUUCUGAGCCAGAACCCGGGAGCCUGUCAGAGAAGGUCUCACACCUGGAGUCCAUGCUCAAGAAGCUCCAGGAGGACCUGCAGAGGGAGAAGGCAGACAGGGCAGCCCUGGAAGAGGAGGUUCGGAGCCUUAGGCACAACAACCAGCGGCUGCUGGCAGAGUCGGAGAGCGCUGCCACCCGCCUGCUCCUGGCCUCCAGGCAGCUGGGCUCACCCACUGCUGACCUGGCCUGAAGCCCACCUCAUGCUCUAGUCUGAUUCCGGACCUGUUUGGAACUGCCUGGCCCUUCAGGGCACCUGGGUCUGACGAGUGAACUUCCUCAGGACUUCCUCCCUGCGCUUAGGCGUGUCUUAGCACUGCACCCACUUCCCAGCCAUUUUGGUGGCUAAAGUGCCCUACCUGUCCCAGUUUGUAAAUAUUCUGUAAAGAAAAGGGUACAUCAGAGAGUUUCAAAACAAAACAAAACCUAUUUGUGUUUGUUCAAGAUACACCGGUAGGGGAGUUGUCUCCAAGGCCACAUCGAGCUUCCAGGACCAGUAAGAAGACAGGUCCCAGGAACACUGACUUGGGGCUGGGCUGACCUGGCACCAAGCAGAGAGUAGGAGCUCAGGAGGGUAGGCCACCUCUUCUCCUCUUCAUUUGUUGGGUUCUCUUGGGAAGCGGGUGGCCAUAUUCCACAUCUGCCUUAUUUAGAGCAGGAAUGGGAAUAGAGCAAGCCUGCAGGGUAGGGUAAGGAAGGGGUGGUGUCUGGCCAUGCCUGUGGAGUCCCAUCGCCCCAGACAGGCCCUGCUGUCUUCAGUUAAAGAGCAUCAUUGACUCUACCACCUGAUCACCUCUUGCAGGCCCCAGUUCCAGAGGUGGUAGCUCCUCUUUAUAUCACAGAGGACAGUGACCCUCAACCCACUUCUCUCUCACUGGCAUGACACCCACCCAUCCUCACCAGGCUGGGCCUUUCCCCUUACCGGCAUCCUCUGUUCAAACUUGGACUUUGUCUUAACACCCUGCUUCAGCUGAUGGCCAGACAUGGCACCUGCCUCAUCAGCCCCUACCCAGGGGUUACUCUGUUGAAACCCAGGCCCUAAAUUGGCUGACUCACAGUGGUAGAAUAAGCUAGAACGAGUAGCAAAGUGGAGCCCAGGAGCAGAAGGAAGGCUUCUUGGAGGAGGUAGUGUGAGGACUGCAUUUGGAAAAUGAAAAUUGAGUUCACCAGAUGUCAGAGGUAUUCCAGUAGGACCAGACUAGGGCCCUCUUGGCUGAAAUUAGGGGACAUGAAGGAACCCAGGGUUAAAGAGACUGGAUCUAGGUCAGAAAGGGUCAUGAGAAGUGCACUAGGGAUCUGGAAUCAGCAUUUCCUGCAGUUAGUCUAGCCUUUCCUGGUUGGCGACCAAUUUUCUCAUUACUGUGAUUAAAAUAUGGAACAAAAACCACUUAAGGAAGAGGCCUGAUUUUG
Messenger RNA from Onychomys torridus (southern grasshopper mouse), 4704 nucleotides. RefSeq names its product signal-induced proliferation-associated 1 (gene Sipa1). Bases 356 to 3487 code for a protein of 1043 amino acids. Gene Ontology annotation, cellular component: Golgi apparatus; plasma membrane; cytoplasm. Lineage: Eukaryota; Metazoa; Chordata; Mammalia; Rodentia; Cricetidae. The record is from RefSeq and is a predicted model, not a curated record. Gene Ontology annotation, biological process: regulation of small GTPase mediated signal transduction; epithelial cell morphogenesis; activation of GTPase activity. Gene Ontology annotation, molecular function: GTPase activator activity; protein binding. The transcript has 16 exons.